AUGACCGGCCAUGUGUUGGAUCUAGCGGCCAUAAACCAGCUCCCUGGUCUAAAACAUCACAUCCGCUAUGUUGCUGUUGACGAGUAUCAGAUGUACUUCAGAUUGCGGUAUGACUUCAUCGUGAAGGAGAAGCAGUGGCUUCCUGACAACCCCAAUGAAGUCGACGUGGAGAUGGUGGAUGCGUUGCCUGACGUCCAUCACUUACUAAUCUUCACCAAGGAUGAGCUUGGACAGCCCUUGCAACUUGUUGGAUCAUUACGGCUCGGGUUUACAGCAAUCCUGGAACAUACCCUGGCAGGAAGUCGGUCCAUGCAACAGUUUCUCACGACGUCUGACAAGUUGCAGCUGCAAAAAUUCUUUCAGCAAGGAGACGUUCUCGAAGUCUCGCGGUUAUGCGUCACCAAAGAUGCUGAUGCUGUUGAACGCAAGGAUGCCAUGAUGACCGCACAGCUAAUAUCAGUUUUCUCGAAGACCUAUUGCGCACCAUUGCCCAGGUUUGUGCUGUUUCAGGCCUUCCAGCACGAAGCUGAGAUCUUUACCACGGAGUUGGGCCCAGGAGUUGAAUGUGCAUUUCGGACCGACACGAAUGGUUUGAUUACAUCUGUCUUCAGCAUGACUUGCUGA
Symbiodinium sp. CCMP2592 is the source of this 624-nucleotide messenger RNA. The record is from the annotation of a GenBank genome assembly. Lineage: Eukaryota; Dinophyceae; Suessiales; Symbiodiniaceae.